Messenger RNA from Linum trigynum, 6003 nucleotides. NCBI's taxonomy places the organism in Eukaryota, Viridiplantae, Streptophyta, Magnoliopsida, Malpighiales, Linaceae. The record is from the annotation of a GenBank genome assembly.
CUCCCGCUUAUUAAGCAGGUACUCUGACCAAUUAAGCUACAAGAACUAUAUAUUAAAUAUUUAUUUUAUUAUAUAUUUCAUGAUCACAUUGCUUAAUUACAGUCUCAUAAAAUCAUACACAUACCAUGAUUUCCAACAUUUCAAAAAAAUUACAGGGCUCAUCACCACAUUAUUCACCUGAGUGUAGGAAAAAGCACGAAAUCAUAUAUGUUCAAUCUCUAUAACAGGCAAUGAAAAAUAUUAAAGCAAUAAUAAUAUUGUGACGAACCUUGUUUCGUUACUCGAACUCUAGAGAACAACAAUUGUGCUUAAUUUGGUAUAGCUUUGUUCUUUACGCACUCGCGUUUCUAGCGUGUGUAUAUAUAUAUAUAUAUAUAUAUAUUAUAAAUCCACCUUAUAAUAGUUGUUUUAAUCAUGUAAUCAUGUAAAACCUAUCAUAAUUGUUAGUUCUAAUACAACAGACAAGAAAAAUGAUGAAUUUGGAUGAGAAUCAAUCAAACUUUACUUGGAUAUUAAAGGUUUAGGGUUUAUGAGUUUAGGUCUAGAAUUUAAAAUUUAGAAUUUAGGACUUUUGAACUACGCAUGAAAUCGGUUGUUGUUCUACUGUAUUAUAUCUUCAUAUCAGACCACCUAAUUAAAUAUCACUUCUCAAUCAUUCAUAUCAAUAUUAUUGUUCUCUAGUAUGAUUUGUAAUUGAACUGGGAUGGAUACAAUUACAAUAUCACCCACAAAACACAGAAAAUUACCCAACAACAAGCAUAGUUGAGUUGCAGCAAAAUAGCAACUUAUUAUUAGUUAACCUACUGCCUACACCUUUUGUUGUGAGAGAUUGGAGAUUUGAGAUAUCUUUAGGGAUCGUUUGGAUGAGGAAUUCUAAUGGAUCAAUCUGAUACAAUUGUCUCGUUUUGAGUCAAUUGUGUUAGAUUGAUCCGUUUGGCAGCAGAAAAUUUGGAUGAAGCAAUUUGGGCUGGGGAAUUCUGAAUUGACUCAUUUUGAGGGAGUGGGGGCAGGUAAUCUGAAUUGACUCGUUUUAAAUGGCUCAUUUUGUAAAAUGAAACAAUUGAUCAAAUUGUCUCGUUUUACAAUUGAUCCAUCCAAACGACCCCUAAAUUAGAUCGGACAAUCGACCUCUGUUUCGUUGAAGUUUCAGGGGCUCAAGUCAACUGCGCAAGUCAUUGUUUAGGGUAGGUAGUCAAGGUCUCUGAAACCUUUGCUCUCUUUCAUCCUUCACAAGUUUUCUGGGAUUCACACACCUACAUCUCCAAUCUCCAUCGAUCGAUUAAGAAAGACAGGGAGAAAGAGUUAAUUGAGCAAUGGAGCGGAACUGGCCUUCGUUUCUGGCAGUGGCCGGACUUUCCCUAGCUGCAUUUUCCGUGAUUUCCCGGCGCCAGAAGAAGAGCUCCACCUCUCACCAACCCUCCACCGACUCCGACUCCGACUGCGCCUCCUCCUCUACUUCUGAUUCUUCUACGCGGGCUCUUCCAGCCGGAAAUUACGAGGUUUUCCUGAGCUUCAGAGGCCCCGACGUGCGAACAACUUUUGCCGAUUCUCUCUACCACUUCCUGGCCCAUUCCAAGAUUCGCGCCUUCUACGAUGACGAACAGCUCCGAAAGGGCGAGGAGAUUGCUCCGUCCCUCGUCCAGGCUAUUCACGAAUCUAAAAUCUACAUCCCAAUCCUUUCCCAAGGCUAUGCUUCCAGUAAAUGGUGCCUCGAAGAGCUCUCUCUCAUGGUCAAAUCCUUGAAUCAAAACCAAGGCCACAUCUUGCUGCCCAUUUUCUACUUCAUGGAGCCUAGGGAUGUUCGGCACCAAGAGGGUUCUUAUAGUCGCGCAUUUCGACAGCACAGUCGGAAGUAUGAUGCAGAGACAGUCAAGGAAUGGAAGGAAGCUCUCCGAGUGGUCGGCCAAAUGAAAGGAUGGCGUGUCACUGAAUCCGACGGACAAGGAGCAGUGAUAGAUAAGGUUUUCUCCCAAGUGUGGUCCCAUCUGAUGGGAAAUUACACAUUAGUGACUGAUGAGUUGAUUGGUGUUGAAUCUCAGGUAAGGGAAGUGAUUGAUUUACUGGACUUGGACUCUAAGGGUCUGAAAAUUGUUGGGAUUCACGGGAUGGGUGGUAUUGGCAAGACCGCCAUAAGCAAAGCUGUCUUCAACGAGGUAUCUUCACGGUUUGAACGUUCUUGCUUUUUGGAAGAUAUCCGACAAACAUUGUUGGAGAAUGAUGGUGUUGUUACUUUGCAAAACAAGAUCAUUUCUAGUAUUAUGAGGCAUGAUAGUCAUGUUAAAGAUACUAGCGAAGGGAUCCACAUAAUUAGAGAUAAAGUUUGCAAGUACAAGGUUUUCAUUGUUCUAGAUGAUAUAGAUGGGAGGUUUGAGUUCGAAAAAAUCUUUGGAAAAUUACGAGAUUUCUCCACGGAAAGUCGAUUUAUCAUGACGACAAGAGACAAAAGGGUUUUAGAGUUCUUUGAAGAAUGUAGGUUAUUUGAAGCUAAAGAAAUGAGUUACACCAACUCUUUUCAACUUUUUCGAAGACAUGCGUUUCGGACGGAUGAUCCUCAAGAAGAAAAAGCAGCUCUUGGCAGGGAAUUUGUAAAAGUUGCUGCAGGACUUCUUUUAGCUAUAAAGGUUGUAGGAUCACUUUUGUUUCGUAAAGAGAAAAAAGUUUGGGAAGAAAAGUUGGAGGAAUUAAGGGAAGGACCUAGCACGGGUGUGUAUGAAAUUUUGAAAAUAAGUUAUAAUGAUUUAAGCCCCACAGAAAAGGAAAUCUUUUUAGAUAUUGCUUGUUUUUUUAUUGGAGAAACCAAAACAUCACCAUUUUAUAUGUGGAGUGAUUGUAAGUUUUAUCCAGAAAGUGGUGUUAGCAAUCUUAUUCUUAAAUCCUUGAUAAAAGUUGACAAGAGAAAUCGGUUCUGGAUGCAUGACCACAUCAGAGACCUUGGUCGAGCUAUUGUUCGUGAAGAAAAUAGUCAACAACCAUGGACACGCAGUAGGAUAUGGUCCAACGAGGAUGCAUUGAAUAUGUUAGAAAAUGGACAGGGAAAUGACAAGGUGGAAGUUCUUAGAAUCAACACGAUAGAUCGAGAUUAUCUGAAGUUGACAGAACAAGAAUUCAGGAAUUUAUCCGGGAUAAGGUUUCUUCAAGUGACGAAUGAGAGAAUGACUGGAGAUUUCAGUAACAUACUUCCAAAUGUACGAUGGCUUAAAUUGGAUCGUUGUGGUUCAAUACCAUAUGAUAUUAACGUGAAGAAAGUGGUAAUUCUUGAUAUAGUUCGAUCCUGCAUAAGAGAUGAUUGGAGAGGCUGGAAAAGAGUCAAGGAGGAGGGUAAGAAGCUGAAGGUCGUAAAUCUAUGGUGGUGCAAUGAAUUGGUGAAAGCUCCCGACUUGUCCUCCUGUGGCAAACUAGAGGUAAUAAAAUUUGAGCACUGUGCUGAGAUGAGAGGGGAAAUGCACAUUGGUAGUUUCAAUAAUUUAGUAGUGCUGAGGCUCUUGGGUAGCAAGAUAACAAAGUUGAAAGGUGACAUUGGGAUGCUUAAAGAUCUGAAAGAGAUUGAUGCUUCCAAUUUGAAAGAAGUGCCAGCCGGUAUUGGUAAUCUAGGCUCUCUGGAAAUCUUGAGUUUGAGGUCAUCAUCUCCUGUGGAUGUACCCGCACUCCCAACAAGCUUAAAGAAACUGAAACAUUCAUCCCCCAAGGUUCCAAAUCUGUUGGAGCUCAAGGAGUUGGAGGAGCUAUGCUUUCAGUAUUGUUUGGCUGAAAUUCCUGGAGAUAUAUGGCUGCACCUAACCAAGUUGAAGAGCUUGAUGAUAAACUAUUCCCAUAUCAAAAGUCUACUGCUGCAGGUGGAGUCAGCUGCAGAGGGUAGUAGCACUAGUAGUGAUGGGAUCAUGGGAGACUCAGUUGCUCAGCUCCCAUCCUCUCUUAGCAGCCUUGUUGUGCUUGCUUGUUCGAAAUUGGAGACGCUACCGAAUCUUGCAAAUCUGAGUAAUUUGACCGAGCUAAGACUUCAGUGUUUUCUGGUAGACGAGAUACGAGGCCUUGGACAGCUGAGAAAUUUGAAAGAAUUUGCAAUACUUGAUGCCCGAUACCUGAAAAGUCUCGACGGUCUACAGAAUUUGGUGCUCCUGCAACGGCUUACUGUGAGCAAUUGUGAUGCUCUGGAUAAACUGCCCAGUCUCUGCAACUUGACCAAGUUAGACGCAUUAGCGGUUCUUGAUUGCCGGGUCCUGUUUGAAAUCCAAGGUUUGGAUGCAUCAAUGGGAGAGUCUUCCUUAACAGAUCUGGAAAUAAGGAGUUGUCCCAAGUUAGUUAAUGUUGAAGGCCUUCUUCAAUCUCUGCAAGCACUGACAACUUUGAAAUUGAGAGACUUUGCAUCACCAGAUACAGGACUACUACGUAUUUCUUCUUUCAGCAACCUCAAGGAGUUAACUGUUAUGGAAUCUCCUCCAGUUGGUCCUUUACAUACUGCAUCUGUGCCACGAAUCCGAAUCCUAGAUCUCUCUGGUCUUGGUAAUCUAAAAGUCAUAAAGAUUUGUUUUUGCCAGCAAUUGACCGAGAUUAUGGGGUUUAACACACUGCAGUCGUUAGAAGAGCUAAAUAUUUUAAGUUGCCCCUCCAUUCAGAAGCUGCCGAAUCUAUAUGCCCUCCAGAAUUUGAAGAAAUUAACAAUUCGGGAUGCCACACAGUUGAUCGAGCUUGAAGAGCUCAACGGGUUGGAAUCGCUAGAAGAGCUAACAAUGUACAGUUGGACAACGAUAAAGAAGUUGACAAAUCUGUCUAAUCUCAAAAGAUUGGAUAUUAGCAACUGCACAUCGUUCAAGAUGACAGAGGACUGUGGUUUGAAUUCAUUGCAAGUGCUCAAACUAUCCCAGUGCCCAUCAAUUCUCGAGUUACCAAAUCUGCUUGAUCUCACGAAUUUGAUAGAUUUGACAAUUAGACGAUGCACAGAACUGACAGAAAUCACGGGGCUAGAAAGACUGGAGUCAUUGGUAUCACUAAAGUUGAUUGAUUGUGCAUCAAUUGUGAGGUUGCCUGAUCUGUCAGAACUGAAGCAUCUGAAAGCGUUAGACAUCAGCGGGUGCACACAAUUGGCGGAGAUAAUGGGGUUAGAGAGUUUGGAAUUGUUACUAGAGAUGUCGAGGUGCAAGUCAAUUAACAAGUUGCCUGAUCUAUCUCGUCUUGAGCAUGAGGAUAUUGAAUAUUACGGAAUGCACAGAGCUGACAGAGGUCAUGGGAGUUGAGAGAUUGGAAUCGCUGGAAGUACUAUUGAUGUCAGGGUGCAAGUCAAUCAAGGAGCUGCCGGAUAUAUCUUGUCUAAAGAAUCUGAAGAAGUUGGAUGUAAGGGAAUGCAGCCAGUUGACCAGAGUCACUGGCCUCCACAAUUUAAAAUCUUUGCAAGUGCUUGGGCUGCAAGAUUCCACGUCGGCGUCGGGGUCCAUGGAUCCAUUUGCCUCACUCUGACAAGUUCAGACUGAGAAUCGUUGGAAGUCCUAUUGAUUUGGCUCUUGACAUUUGGAAAUCAAUAGCCAAAUUAUAUGCUUGCCAAACAAACCCCUUAAGUAAUAACUGUCAACCUACAGGGGUGUAAGCUUGACUGUAUAAGCCCACUGGUCUGCUUUCCUUCAAUUUCUAGUUGGUGUAUGCUUAAGCAAUCUGUAGUAUGAUUUGAAGUUGCCAUUACCCAUUAGCAAGCAAUAGCCUUUCAUGCAAGAAAAAUGUACAUAUUCGAUAUGACGAUAUCAAGCAAAUCCAAUUGGAACCAGACAAAGAAAAAAGAUGAUAUUAUUGGGCUAUUAAAGGAUACAAAGAGCAAUACAUCAGACCAUCUGGUCGACUUCACAUUCUGAACUAAAGAUUUCGGAACAAAAUACUAAUUCCAGUAACAAAAUAGCACAAUGUAUCUGUCCCCCAAGCACACUAGAGGCAUCAGCAACAAGAAAUAUAUAGAGUUCCUCCACCAAAAUAACCUCUGGGUUCUGGAGUUUCGAGUAGUAAUAAUAAUGAUACGAAAGC